Chlorocebus sabaeus (green monkey) is the source of this 2503-nucleotide messenger RNA. Lineage: Eukaryota; Metazoa; Chordata; Mammalia; Primates; Cercopithecidae. The record is from RefSeq and is a predicted model, not a curated record.
AUGGACACGGGGCUUGUGGCGGGUCUCGGGGCAGCAGUGCUGCUGUGGAAGCUUCGGGGAGGGCUCAUCCCUGGAAUCCCCCAGGGGAUCCUGCUGCGUGGUUAUGAGCAGAUCCUGAAGCUCACAGCUGAUGUCAAGUUUGAGUCAGGCGAUGUGAAGGCCACAGUAGCAGUGCUGAGUUUCAUCCUCUCCAGUGCGGCCAAGCACAGUGUCGAUGGCGGAUCCUUGGCCAGUGAACUGCAGCAGCUGGGGCUGCCCAAAGAGCACACGGCCGGCUUGUGCCGCUGUUAUGAGGAGAAGCAAAGCCCCUUGCAGAAGCACUUGUGGAUCUGCAGCCUACGCAGCAAGUAUGAGGCCAGCCAGGGUCCAGGCUCCUUCUAGAAGGUGCAUGCAGCACGCAAAGUGCAUGGAGAGUCCAGCGGGAUGACUUAACCAUGGUCACAUACCAAGCAGUUGCAGAGCUGGGACCUGGCCCUGGCUCUCCUGACUCUGCGGGCUGUGUGAUGUGUACAUACAAGAUCAGAUCUUGCCCUUUCCUCCUGGCUGACCCUUCCCUAGUCCCCUGUGCCCCAUGUGUGAGCACCCAGCUCUCUCUUAUUCCUCUCUCUCUGAAGCGUGGUCCCUGGGAGCAUGAGUGACAGAAGGGGCAGCAGAGACUGUGGAACCCUCAGCUGCACCUAAGACCUCUGUGUGGUCUAGCUGUGUGUGCUGGGGGAGGCUUUUGGCCACCAUUUCCCCCUCUGUAAUUGAGACCGAUACCUGUGGCAUGGAGGGCGGGAGGCCGGUGUGAGUGCCAAGCACUUGGAGCAGUGCCCUGAGUGAACAUGGACGUGGAAAUGGGUGUUCCUUGACUUUAUGCACCUUGGGUACAGGAGUGGGGCUCCCUGCCUGGGUUGACAAUUCAUUGCUUUCCCCCACUCCACCUCUUUCCCAGCCCUACAAGUCCAGUCCUUGGGGGAGGGAAAAAGCCCCUGGCUGUGUGACCUUGGGCUGCUGCCUGGCUCUCUCUGACUCUGAGUUCCUGGGAACAUCAGCACCCAAGGCAUGCCCUCAAGUUUAGUGCCUUGACAAGAAGGGUGGAGACACUGGGAUCAGGCCCAACCCUUUGGCCCCAAACACUGUGGUCCCAGCUGGAGGAUGAGGAGGUGCUGGGCUUGGAUGGGGGAAUCAGGGGUAUAAAGGGACCUGCUCACCCCUCAGCUUGGCUCAAAGGCUCAAGGCGUCAAUGGUUGAGCCUGCCCCUCAGGAAGCAGCCCGGGCCCAGCCAGACACUCACCAGGACGAGGGCAACUCUGAUGCGCAGGAGGCCCAGGAUGAGGAGAGCCACGGCAUAGCUGGAGAUGAAGACGUCCAGCGGGCUGGAGGCUUUGGGGCCAGGAGUGCCUAGAGCAGAGCUAGAAGGCUAUGACCAGGUGGGGCCCUGCCUCCCAGACUUCUGAGAAGGCAGACUCUGGGCCCAGAAGGUGCUAUGGGACCAGAGAUCUGGGGCCAGGAACAUCUUGGAGGGCUCCAUGAUGAGGGGAGGCAGGCUUCAGAUCAGGGCAUGUGGAGUAGGCAGAUGGACAGAGGGAGAGGGCCUGCAGAGGGAAGGAGGUACUGACUGAGGUCUGGGAUGACGGGUGUGCAGACGCUGGUGCAAACAGUCCCAGGAAGCUUUUACUCCUGGCGGGAGGCAAAGACGGAGCAGACCUGUCGCAUGGUGAGAGAGGAAGAAAGAGAGAGGAGGCAUCAGGCUCUUUUUAACAACCAGCUCUCCUGUGAACUGAUAGAAAAUUCACUCCUUGAAUCACAUUAAGCUGGGAGUUGGAGGGUGCAGUGAGCUGAGAUCGCACCACUGCACUCCAGCCUGGGCUGUGAGUGAACUCUCUCAAAAAAAAGAAAAAGAAAGAAAAAGAAAAAAGAAAACUCACUCAUUACCAUGGGGAGGGCACUAAGCCAUUCAAGAGGGCUCUCCCACCAUGACCCAAACACCUCACACUAUAGGCCCCACCUCCAGCAUUGGGGAUCACAUUUCAACACCAGAUGUGGAUGGGACAAGUAUCCAAACUAUGUCAGAGGCCUCCACCUCCCUCUCAUCAGAGUCUUCUGUCCUCAGUUCAGGUGCAUGCUGGCCUCCAUGCCUGGCUUCCUAGGAAAUCAUCUUGGCCCCAAGGGGUUGGGUAGGGCCACUAGGCUGAGGGUGGGAGCCCUACCUCUCCUAGUCCCAGCCUGGGUCUCCAUCACUGGCUAGCCCACUCUGCUUGCUGCGUUCUCUCCACACCUGUUCCCUGCAGCCCAGGGGUCAGUCUGGGUGCAGGCCUGGGUAGAGGUUCAGAAGCAGAUUCUGUACCCCUGGAGCUCAUAACUCCUGUGCACCAUGGCAGCCAAAAUGCACCAGCAUGGCCAGGAGCGCUGGCUUGUCCCUGUAAUCCCAGUGUUUUGGGAGGGUGAGGUGGAAAGCUCUUGAGACGAGCCUGGGCAACAUAGCCAGACCCUGUCUCUACAAAAAAUAAAACUAGGCAUG